Macrobrachium nipponense is the source of this 927-nucleotide messenger RNA. RefSeq names its product basic proline-rich protein-like. Lineage: Eukaryota; Metazoa; Arthropoda; Malacostraca; Decapoda; Palaemonidae. The transcript has 2 exons. The record is from RefSeq and is a predicted model, not a curated record. The coding region runs from base 1 to 927 and encodes 308 amino acids.
AUGGACGGGCAGACACCAGGCGGGCGGAGUUCUCCACGCGUCCUAGGACGGUGGCAGACGCCUGCCCGCUUGUCCCGAGACCCCUGGGGGGCCCGCCCCGCCCGUCCCAGGACCAGUGGCGGACGCCUGGCCGCCCGCCUGUCCCAGGACCCGCGGCAGGCCCGGCCCGCCCUCGUCCCGGAACCAGUGGUCAGUGGUGGACGCCUGCCCGCCCGUCCCGGGAGCCGCGGCGGACCCGGCCCGGCCGUCCAUGGACCAGCAGCGGAUGCCUGCCCGCCGGUCCUGGCCCGCCCAUCCCGGGACCUGAUGCGGGCCCGGCCCGCCCGUCCCAGGACCAGGGGCGGACGCCUGCCCGCCCGUCCCGGCACCCGCGGAGGGCCUGGCCUGCCAGUCCUGGGACCAGAGGCGGACGCCUGCCUGCCCGUUCCGGGACCCACGGUCCUCACUUACCAAGAGCAGCGGCGGACGGGCGGAGGGCCCGGCCCGCCAGUCCUGGGACCAGGGACAGACGCCUGCCUGCCCGUCCCGGGACCCGUGGCGGGACCAGGGGCGGACACCUGCCCACCCGUCCCGGGACCCGCAGCGCGCCCGGCCCUCACGUCCCGGAACCAGUGGCGGACGCCUGCCUGCCCGCCAGUCCCAGGACCCUCAGCAGGCCAAGCCAGCCCAUCCGGGAACCAGUGGCGGACGCCUGCCGACCCAUCCCGGGAGCCAAGGCGGGCCCGGCCAGGCCGUCCCGAGACCAGUAGCAGACGCCUGCCCGCCUGUCCCGGGAACCGCGGAGGGCCCGGCCCGCCAGUCCUGGGACCAGGGGCAGAUGCCUGCCCGCCCGUCCCAGGACCCGCAGCGGGCCCAGCCCGCCCGUCCCGGGACCAGGGGCGGACGCCUGCCCGUCCGUCCCAGGACCCACAGUGGGCCCGGCCCUGA